Leptinotarsa decemlineata (Colorado potato beetle) is the source of this 667-nucleotide messenger RNA. Its product is annotated as ubiquitin-conjugating enzyme E2 T. NCBI's taxonomy places the organism in Eukaryota, Metazoa, Arthropoda, Insecta, Coleoptera, Chrysomelidae. The record is from RefSeq and is a predicted model, not a curated record.
UGUUGUGUGGUUAUUUCAAAUUUGAUAUUUAACCUAGUCUUCAGAAUUCCGGUAUAAAAAAAAUAAAGUAAAAAAUAGCACAUUUACUUAUUUCAUAUCUGUAGUCAAAAUGCAGAGAUAUCGAUUAACUCGAGAAUUGGAAAAAAUGACAAAUUCGCCCCCAAGAGGAAUUUGCGUCUUUCAGAAAAACGACAAACUACAACAUUUAGAAGUUAAACUCACCGGCCCUGAAGACUCUCCGUACAAAAAAGGCAUAUUCACGUUAGAAAUAGUAAUACCAGAAAAGUAUCCUUUUACGCCUCCUUCAAUUAAGUUCAUUACAAAAAUCUAUCAUCCAAAUAUUGAUGACAAUGGUCGCAUCUGCUUAGAUUUGAUUAAAAUGCCUCCGUCAGGCAACUGGAAGCCCACGAUUGGCCUAGAGGGCCUGUUGAUUGCUAUAAGGAUGCUUUUGCAGUAUCCGAAUCCAGAAGAUCCUCUAAUGGCAGACAUCGCCGAAGAAUUCAAAAACUAUAACGACGAGUAUGUGAAGAAAGCAGAGAUGAUGACCGCAAAAUAUGCUACAGAAUAGAAGUGCUUAUACUUCAGAUGAUAAUUUUUAAGUUCUAAGAAUGUGAUAUAUUUUUUUAGUGUUUAUAAAUUUAAGACAAUAAAACUCAUUUUUAUUUCA